Messenger RNA from Geodia barretti, 291 nucleotides. The record is from the annotation of a GenBank genome assembly. Lineage: Eukaryota; Metazoa; Porifera; Demospongiae; Tetractinellida; Geodiidae.
AUGGCCACGUUCACACCGCUGGGAGAGCGCAUCGUCAUCAAGCCAAUGGAGCAGGAAGCCCAGACGAAGGGCGGUAUCCUGUUGCCUGACACCGCCAAAGAGAAGCCGCAGGAAGGCGAGGUCAUCGCCGUGGGCUCCGGUCGCGUCGCUGACGACGGUUCCCGCAUCGCCAUGGAACUGUCGAUUGGCGACAAGGUCAUCUAUUCCAAGUAUGCCGGUACCGAGUAUGAGGAUGACGACGAAGAUUACCUGAUCAUGCGCGAGUCCGACGUGCUCGCCAAGAUCGGCUAA